Messenger RNA from Rhinichthys klamathensis goyatoka, 1420 nucleotides. RefSeq names its product glycogenin 2 (gene gyg2). Gene Ontology annotation, molecular function: glycosyltransferase activity. The coding region runs from base 2 to 1369 and encodes 455 amino acids. The record is from RefSeq and is a predicted model, not a curated record. The transcript is spliced from 8 exons. Gene Ontology annotation, cellular component: cytoplasm. Lineage: Eukaryota; Metazoa; Chordata; Actinopteri; Cypriniformes; Leuciscidae.
AAUGUGCUUUACAAUUUUUUAUUGGUAUUGGUCCAAAGCACAUUUAUUGCACUAUUGUCCUCUGUUUACUAUUUAUGUCUGGUAUUUUGUGUGUCUCUUUCUCUCAGAGGCUCAGGCCUUUGUGACCCUGGCCACUACAGAUGCCUAUUGCAUGGGAUGUAUAGUGGUAGGCAAAAGUUUGCGCAGACAUGGAACAUCAAGGAAGUUAGUGGUCAUGGUUUCCCCCAAUGUUUCUAGGGUAGGAAGAUUGGCCCUGGAGGACGUGUUUGAUGAAGUUGUCGUGGUAGAUGUGUUGGACAGUAGAGACAAGGCACAUCUCACCUGGCUGGGACGUCCUGAACUAGGGGUCACCUUCACCAAACUCCACUGCUGGACCCUUACACAGUUCAGCAAGUGUGUGUUCUUGGAUGCAGACACACUUGUACUGUGUAAUGUUGAUGAGCUGUUUGAAUAUGAAGAAUUGUCUGCUGCACCUGAUCCAGGCUGGCCGGAUUGCUUCAACUCUGGGGUAUUUGUGUUCAGGCCCUCCCUGAAUACCCAUACCCAAAUACUGGAACACGCCGCACAACACGGCAGCUUUGAUGGAGGAGACCAGGGUGUUUUAAACACUUUCUUCAGUGACUGGGCAGUAAAAGAUAUCAGGAAGCAUUUACCAUUUGUGUACAACCUCACAGCCAGUGCUGUCUACACUUAUCUGCCAGCAUUUCAGCAGUAUGGCCACCAUGCAAAAAUCGUCCACUUCUUGGGUGGGAUCAAGCCCUGGCAUCAUUCAUAUAAUCCACAGGCUGCCAGUGAGUCAUCUUUUAGGGAUUCCAGCAAGAACUUUGCACAAUUUAUGCAUUUAUGGUGGGCGGAGUACUACAGUCAAAACCAGCUACAAGUUAAGAAGGAUGACAAGAAUGAAGACUAUUCAGUGCAGCAGUUGGAUUCUUCACAGACACAUCCAACUCCAACACACAGCCAAAAGAGCAGCACUGAAGCCCUCCACAGAGAGAUGAGACUCUCUUCACCUCUCCAAGAUCUGACUUUGGACUCACUGACAAUCAGCUCAUCUAAAAAAUCUGAGGAAAUCCUAAGUGAUAGUUUGAGCUGCCCUUCCAGAGAAAUGGAGAAUAUUCUCUUUGAUGUCCUGCCUGGUGGGGAGACUGAAGAGACCCCUAUAGUCAGCCCUCCAUCUGAGCAAGAGACUGAACACAAAGACCCAGAGACUGCUGAUGAUUCUGCCGUAGGCACUGGAAAAGCUAUCGCUGCUGAGACAGAGGAGGAAGACUCGGAGCGCCGGCGCAUGUGGGAGGAAGGUCACGUUGAUUAUAUGGGCAAAGAUGCCUUCGACAACAUCAAGAGGAAACUUGACCUAUUCCUUGAGUAAUACUCUCUCUCUCUCUCUCUCUCUCUCUCUGUGUGUGUGUGUGUGUGUGUG